Messenger RNA from Drosophila subpulchrella, 3785 nucleotides. RefSeq lists its product as uncharacterized. The coding region runs from base 89 to 3685 and encodes 1198 amino acids. Gene Ontology annotation, cellular component: nucleus. NCBI's taxonomy places the organism in Eukaryota, Metazoa, Arthropoda, Insecta, Diptera, Drosophilidae. The record is from RefSeq and is a predicted model, not a curated record. The transcript is spliced from 5 exons.
AUGCCAAAUUUGAAUACACGUGCAAGUUGUUUCUAACGGAGUUUACUUUAAUUAAUGCUUUUUAUCUGAUAAAUAGCUAAAUAAAAACAUGCCGGCAGCAGUGGCCACAGGUGUGCAAUUCGGGGCACCGUCAAAAAACAAGAAGAUCGUCUUUGACGACUCCGGCGAGGCUGUCGUUAAGCAUAACAAAAAGGAGCACCCACAGAAGCCAAAGUUUCAAGGAAAGGAACAGGUGAAAAGGCCACAAAAAAUCAGUUUUGGUAAGGAUGGACCAGCUCAGGGUGGUAAACCCUUCAAUAAAAACCAGCAAAAACAUAAUGGUCAUAAACCUGAUCAUGGAAAUAAUCCACACAAGAAAAAUUUCGGCGACAAUGGCGAUCAAGUAGCUCCCAAAUCGUUUAACAAAAAUCAUCAGAAUGGUCCAAAGCCACAGAAAAUAAAGUUUGGCGACGACGGAGAAGCUGUAUCUCAAAAACCCUUCAACAAAAUCAACCAAAAACAUAAUGGUAAAAAGUCGGAUUUUGCCAAUAAAUCACAAAAAAAAAAGUUCGCUGAUGGAGAAGUAUCUGAAAAUUCGUUAAACAAAAAAACCGAAACACCCAAGAAGCCCCAGAAGAUAAAGUUUGCUGAUGAUGGAGAAGAAGUAUCUGAGAACUCUUUGACCAAAAAACCCGAAUCGGUCAAGAAACCCCAGAAAGUAAAGUUUGGAGAUGAUGGAGAGUCCACUUCGGAAAACUCCAAAAAACCCCAACGCAUAAAGUUCGACGAGGAUGGAGCUGGUAAAACAGUCUCCGAUAGCGAUGGAGAUAGUGAUGAGGAAGAGGGACAAUCUUUUUCCAAAAAGCACAACAAAUAUCAGGCAAAACUGGAUGAGGAUGAAGAGUCGCAGAAGAAGUGGUAUCAUGUGCACCCCGACUAUCCAUCUACCGAUGAGGUGUUGGACAUGAAGGAGAACGAACAGCUGGAGCUUUACAAUCUCUGCAAGAGUUCAUUCGAGUCGGAGAAGACAACAUUUAAUAAGCGCAAUCCGUCGGAUGCCCGCUGGCUGCAAACCGCUCUGCACAAGGGUACGGCAAAGGAUCGAGCCAAUGCCGGCGCCCUGCUGGUGACGAGUAACCCACUGGGCAACCUGGAGGCCCUGACCACUUUGAUUGGCUUUUGCAAGAUCUCCAACAAGGCCAGCAACGAUGUGAUUGCAGUGCUCACGGAUCUGUGGCAGGAGGUACUUCUGCCGCCCAACAGAAAACUACUGGCGGUGCACACCCGUGGAGCCGAUUGGAAGAAGCUGAAGAAGGACGAGAAGUUGCGUAACGAACAGAAGCGACGCAUCUACGCUUACUGGCACUUUGAGAGCGAACUGAAGGACCAGUAUCAUGAGUUCCUCAAGAAUGUGAUGCAAGGUCUGCAGACUGGACAGGAACACAACAAGAACUCGUCUAUUGUGACCGCCGCCAGGCUGCUGGCCUAUGCUCCCGAAAAGGAGCAGCUGCUGCUGACCAUGUUGGUGAACAAGCUGGGCGAUCCCAUCGCCAAGAUUGCCUCCAAGGCGUUGCACCAUCUCAGCGAUGUGGCCCAAAAGCAUCCCAACAUGUGCGGCGUCAUCGUUUCCGAGGCGGAGAAACUGCUUUUCCGUAACAACAUUUCCGAGCGGGCCCAGCAUUUUGCACUGUGCUUCCUUUCCAGCAUCGCACCCUCCGGCCGGCCCGAAGUUUGCACCAAGUUGGUGAACAUAUGCUUCGCCCUCUUCAAGGUUCUCGUCCAAAAGGGAGCCGUGAAUAAUAGGACCAUGCAGGCAAUCCUGCGGUGUCUGCAAAAGGCCAUUGUGGAGGCUCAGCCUGCCAAGGACAGCAACGGGGAGCUACUCUCCAAGGAAAUGCAGGACACAAUCUACCGGUUAGUCCACUUGGCCGACAUUAGGGUCGCUGUACAGACUCUGGGAUUGUUGCUACAACUGGUUACGGUUAAAACCGAGAAAUCCGAUCGGUUUUAUAAUGCUCUGUAUGUGAAGCUGCUGGAUUUGAACCUCAUUAACGUGGGCAGUAAAACGGCGGCUCAUCUACUGCAUAUAGUCCACCGCGCCAUCCACAUCGAUAACCAUGUCGCCCGGGCCCAGGCAUUUGUCAAGCGGCUGCUGCAGCUUACUCUCUACGCCCCACCCCACAUUGCAGCUGGUUGCUUGAUCGUCAUCCACAAGUUGCUGCGCAUGCGCCGUGAGCUCAUCGGCGGGACUGGAGCUUCAGAGGAAGUGGAAGAAAGUUCCAAAGUAAUCCUGCCGGUCGAUGCGGAUCUGGACAAGUUUGGCAGCGAUGAGGAGGAGGUCUACGAGGAUGUCAAAGAGGAGGCUGCGGAGGUUAAAGACUCAAAGCCAUCGGAGGAGAAAGCAGGGGAUGCUGCCAAGUCAAGUGCCUCCUCUUGGCACCAUGCCAGUGUGGCUGCCACGGAGUCAAAGGUGCGGAAUAUUGAUUCCUGCAAGUACGAUCCUUAUCAUCGUGUGCCAGCUUUUGCUGGAGCUGGCUAUGCGCUUCGUCACGAACUUUUGUUGCUGCGCCAGCACUACCAUCCCACUGUCCAGGUCUUCGCCGAGCAGAUCCUACAGCAAUCGCGAAUUGAUUACUAUGGAGAUCCGCUAAGGGAUUUCGGACUUCCUCACUUUUUGGAACGUUUCGCCUUUAAGAACCCGAAAAAACUGGAUGCUCCACAGGCGGCGGAAAGUGCCAGCGUGGCCCACAAACGCUAUACGGCUCACGGGGCCCGUGGUAGGCCAGUAAAAUCACUGACCAAGGCCAACUGCACCGAGGAUGAGAUGUUCAUCUUCAACUUCUUGGAGCACAAGCGUCGACAGGCGGAAAUUGUGGCUCAAAACAAAAAGCAAAAGGAGGUUAAGAAGGAGGACGAGAACGGUGGAGAGGAUGGCGAGGCUGGAGAGGAAUAUCUGAAGGAAGGCGAAGUAGACGACGAUGAGUUCGAGGCCUAUUUGGAUGGGUACUUCGGCAAAAAGUUCAAGGAAGGCGUCGACGAAGAGCAGGAUGAAGAGGAGCUGAACUUCUUGCAGGAGCUCGGCGGCGAGAUGAAGAAGGACAAGUCCAAGGACAAGAAAAAGAAGCAGGCUGACAAGGCGGAAGACGAUAUGGAAGAUAUAGAUGACGACUGGGGUGACGAUGACCUGGGAGAAGAUGAAGACGACGAAAUGGACGUCGCUGGUGAAGAUCAGUCUGAUGAUGAGACGGGCUCGAUUGAUUUGGAACCACUAGACGACGAUGAUGAUGAUGAGGGAUCAAUAUCCGAGGGCGGCCCAGACGACAGUGAUUCAAGCGAUGCUCCUGAAAGCCCAGACGAGGACGAUGAUGACGACGAAGAUGCACCGCCCAGGUCCAAGAAAUCCAGGAAGGAAACCGACAUGGUGGGAGGACGCAGCUUUGCCAAAACUCUCAAACAAAGUCAUGAUAUGUCCUCUCUGUUUGCUGCCGCCGAUGACUUCUCUUCGUUGCUGGAGGAAACGGCCAAGGCUAAGGGUCAGGGAACCAGCAAUGCCGUCUUCAACAAGGACAAAUCCUCCGACAAGCAAUUGAAGUGGGAAGAGAACCGGCGGUCGAACACGAAAACCUACAAGGGCAAGAAGUUUGCCGGCAAACCAGCGGCAAAAGGUGGCAAACCACAGAAAGCGGGCAAGAAGCGGAAACACUAAACGGCACACGAUUAUUAAACCCUACCCUAAUUAAUUGGUUACAUGUGUAAAUACACAAUAGCAAGAAUAAAUUCACUUUCUGAUAAGUUAUCAUUUGAAA